AUGCCUCAAUUUGGAAAAAAGAAAAGAAAAGAAAAAAGAAAGAAAGCAAGAGGUAGUCAAUCUUUAGCAAGCUAUGAAGAUCUGAGCUCCAGUAGUUUUAGCUCUGCCAGUCGCGCUUCUCUGGAUGCUCGCUGUUCUCCUUCACCAUCUCCAUCAUAUGGAGCUGAAAAUGUUCUUGUAUUUCCGGGUGAUUCCAGUGGAUCAGUUUGAGGGUUUGAAAUUAUACAUAGGAAUUCUCUAUUACAUUUUCUUGAUUCUUAAACUGGCUCUUUAGAUAAGCAGUGGCCAUUGUAGUUUUCUGAAACACUGAUCAGCAGGACCAUGUCAGAGUACCAAAAAUUCCAUUAGCAGGAUAACGGAACUUAUAUAUUUUAAAAUAAGUCGUAUUUCUCUGUUAUACAUUGUGUAUAGUAUGCUGUGAGCACAGAAUUCUUAUGAUUAAAUUUUGAACGACUGUGUGAAUGAAUGAAAUGUUACUUCAACGCCAACUGACACAUUUGUGUUUGUUACCAUAAGAAGUAAACAUUUAAACCUAAUGUAUGUAGCCAAUAUACCAGAGGUAUAUUGUUUAAUCUCUAAAUUAAUUUUAAAAAUGUGAUAUCUGCGUAUCCCCAAUAUUGGAUUUCAAAAUUUUAUACCUAUAUAUCUUCAGUCAGAUCACAGCCAAAAGACAUAAGUUGCAUCUAGAGAUAGUUUCUUUAAUGAUUGACCUUAAGAUUUAUUACAAUGGGCAGUACAAUUUGUGAAAGAAAAAUAUUUCAUAUCAAUUGAGUCUGAUUUAAAGAUACAGGAGUUGGAUUUAAUGUAGAAGUUUUUGGGAAAUAUUUCAGCAUGGAUGGUUUCUUGUGAUCUUGUCACUAGAUAAGAUGUACUAAUAUCAUGAGUUCUUGUGAUUUCCUUAAACACUUGAAAUAUCAGAUGUAUAUCUAGUUUUUGCAGUACAUAUCAACCAUCAAGAUUUCCAAAAUUACUAUGUAUUCCAUUUUAUAUCCAUUUUAUAAUCAUGUUUGUGUAUCGUUCUUGAAUCAUAAAACGUGUUUUAUAUAAGUCUACAUAUUUGCUUCUUUAUGUUCUCACAGUAUAUCGGUUAAUGUGAGUUUUUGUUUGUCUUUUUAUUGAAAUGUUUUCUCUUUACUGGGUUGUAAAAGCAUUCCAAAAUAGUUGUCCUACAGUUUAUAAAUAUUUGCUAGUGUGCCAAAAAUUGUUAGGUUUUUUACUUUCUUUAAUAUUGCCUGCUGAGAUGAAACUUGAGAGGUCUUUAACAAUUACAUAAAAAUGAGUACCCCAUUGUGUUUUUCUAUACCAUUUUCUAUACAUUUGUUGUUGUAACAUUGUGUUUUUGAAUGUGAAUGAUCUUAUACGCGUAUACUUGACUGACAUACCCCCAAAACCCUGAAUAUAAGUAAAUAUGUGAUUUUGAGAGAAUAAAAGCUUGUGAUACUGAUUAUUGAAGAAGGCAUAGAAGUUUAUUUUAAGUAAAUAUGUGAAGGCCUUAAUAUCUAAAAAAUAUUGAAUUUUCUUAAUAUACAAUGAUUUUAUUUCAUCUCCAAUGCUAAGAAAUGUCUGAGGAAAUAACAACUGAAAUUGUACAGCAAGUUCAUUUCAUUUUUUAUUUUAGUAGAUGAAUUUGUUGAAACUCACAAGAGAGCUUUGUUAUAAAUUCUUUUAAAUUGUUGCAAAGGCUCUCAAAAAUUGCAAUACUAGUCAGCAUGAUACAUUAACUUAAUAUCCUUCAUUCUAUACAGAUUAACAAUUGCAUUGAACUGCUUGUGUACUCAGUGCAAAUAAGCUUGUCACGUAAAAGUGCUCAAUUGAUUGUACAUAUAAUUCCCUUAAUGAAGCUCAGAAAGCUGUUUUGUAAUAAUCUGUAUUUUUGUUUAUGAAUUAUAUUAUUAUAUUUCAUCAAUGUGCAGCAUAUAUUAGGAAUUAUUUUUGAGAAUAAUGAACUUUGUGAGAUGUAUGAUUUUUUCAUUAAAUUUCAUUAUGUUUUAAUUCGUAUUUGACAAUUUGCUACUUUAAAAAAGGAUGAAGAAAUGAAGAAAAAAAUCUUGAGAGAGGUUAGAAAUUGUACGUUGAAUGAGAAAAGAGAGAUGUGCAUUUUAAAUAUUAAUUUUUUCUUGGUAUAUAUUUAAAUGCAUGUAUUUGUGGCAUCAGAACUCAGAAUCUAUGACAGUCAAAAUAAAUGAAACUUCUCAAUGCUGCAUACUUGUGGCUACACUUAUAACUUGGAAAAUUUGUGCAUUUUCAUUUAACAGAGGGAAAAAAGCAUGGACGAUUAUAUUUGCUAAAAUCAGAUUUCAUUUGCAAAAUUUUCUUUGAAAGUGUUGCUUCAACAAGAUUUUUUCAAGAGAUAAGGUAAUUUUUCCAGAUAAAAAAAGGUAACGUUUAAAACAUUACUUUUGUUCUCAUAAAAGCAGCAAUCAAAGUGCUAUGGUGCCUUAUAAAACUGUUUGCUUCUGGAGGUGGUGAUAUAGUUCUAUGUACAUUUAUAAUAGCAUUUGAAAAUAAUAACAUUGGAAUCACAUUUAUUGGCAGUAAAUGAAGUGAGGCUGAUUCUUGGUUGUUAAAAUAAUAUGAACAUGAAACUUAUGUAUGAAUUCUCAAAGGUGUAAGCACCAAAGUGAUUAAAGCUAAUAUUGAGAAAACUAGAUUAAAUUAAAUAUUUUCAAGUAUUCUUGUACAAGUAGCAAUGCCAUUAUCAUAAACCUAAUACCUCAAAUAUGCUACUAUUUGAGAAUCCCUGAUAACUUCUAAUUAAUCCUCUGGCAGAAGCAUUGAAGCACUGAGAGUCUCAUGAUCAGUUUUUCUAUUGCUCUGAAGAUUUGUAUUACAUUUGGUUUUCUCAAAUUUGAGGUAUAUGUUGUUGGCAGUUUUGGCUAGCACACCGGGGAGUUUUUUCAUGCUUUAGCGGUCACCAAUGGACUGCGGUCUUGAUCUUCAAGCAUCUUGUCAGUGAUCAGUCUUAAAAAGAUGCUCGUUUUGUGAUCAGCGUAAAAAAAAAAGCUGACUGAAGUAAAAUUAUCACCCUGUGGUUGUCAAGUUUUCCACAACUUUGACAUGUACUUCACUUAUUAACUAUAUGUAAUCUAUAAUUUAUGUGUAAUAUAUAUUAUGUAAUAUUUUUAUUUACAAAAUUGUAUUUACACACAUUUUAUAGUUUCUUUUCAUCAUACAACCCAUUACUUUAAAGAGACUUGUAGAUGCAGAAAAUCAUAUUUUAUUUCUGUCAUUAUUUUAAUUCAUUUAGUUUUAUGUUUCUUAUGAAUUUUUAUUUUUCUCUAAUUCUUUAGUCUGAUGAGUAGAUGUUCUGAUGGUAAACUAAAAUACAAUUGUUCAUUGAAGAAUGAAGUCGGAAGUAGAUCAGAUCUAGUUUCAGAUCACUACCAGCUGACGUCUUUGAACUUGUUCUGUAUUUUGUUUUCUGUUUUCAUGCUAAAAAUAUUAUGAUAUUUUUCAAUAGAUAUCCAGUCUUAUUGUUUCAUAUUUAAGAAAAAUCACAUUGAAUUAAAUGUUUAAGGUGGUUAUUCCACUUUUCAUAUGAUUUCAUAUCUUUUAAAACUAUUCAAAUUUAGUAUAUCUUAAAGGUGCAACUCUGAUUGCUGCUUGUACAUACUCUUAUUAGUACUAAUGGUAAGCUUGCCGUAAGUGUAAAUCAUGUUAAUCAACAAAAAUCUACCAGAUGUAGCACUUUAAACCUUUGGAAUUCCAGUUGUCAUAAAAACAUGUCUUGUUCUGCUAAUAAAUUUAGAGCAUCAUAGCAACUAUUUUGAAAGUUCUGAUGUGAUUUAUUUCUGCAGCUGUCGCAGAUAUAUUGUAAAAGAUAGAUGAAAAAAAAGGUGAUUCGUAAUUUAAAUUUCACUCUAAGAUUAAUUGCUGCCCAGAGUAUUUUAAUGCUUUAUUGAUUUUUAUUCUUAACAAUUUAAUUAAGGAAAUAAGUGAACAAGGAAAGCAAGAAGGCACAGCUUAAACAGCAUUUUAUGAAUAUAAAUGUACAUUUGCUUUUUAUAACCAUGAAUAGGAGUCUUCCUAGCAAGGAUCACUUGUAAUAUAAGGAAUGGAUUUUUCUUGAUUUUUAAUAAUAAUAAUAAUAAUAAUAAUAAUAAUAUAUUCUGCCAUUAGGUGCCUGGAUUGUAAAUGUUCAGAGGAAAGAUCAUUCUUUGAUUUCAAAGAAAUGUAAAAUAUGAAGAAAUGGGUCAACGUAAAAGUCUAAUUUGUAGUUGCAAUGGAUAGUAACUUAAUGAAAUCAAAGUUACCUUGUUUGUGAAAAUUGAACUCGUGAACAAAUACCUACAAAUAGCUGCAUGUAUUAAAACAUACAUUUGAGUUAGGUCUAGACCAUAAAAGAAAGAAUUAUCAUAGAAAUCGUAGAUAUUAAUGUACCUGAGUAGAAA
This is a messenger RNA of Gryllus bimaculatus (two-spotted cricket), 4391 nucleotides long. The record is from the annotation of a GenBank genome assembly. NCBI's taxonomy places the organism in Eukaryota, Metazoa, Arthropoda, Insecta, Orthoptera, Gryllidae.